GUGAGAAAGUUCAGACUGUCAAACGAGAGAGGAUGCUUCGACUGACGUCAGUCGGGGGAAGGGCUGAAUGCUCAAGAAAACUAGCGGCGCAGGGUUUGGAUAUUGUCGGGCUUACUGCAGCGUCAACCUGGUUAUCUUAAUCGUUUCGAUCAAAACAAACAGUGAUUUGUCGACAACGCUUCAGACCUAUCCUGUGUCUUGUGUCUCCCAGGCCUGAGCCUCAAGGUGGGGCAGAGUGAGGUGGGUGGUGGGGAAGGAAGGCCUAGCCCCCCAUCCUUGCAAGAGGCCAGCCCCAGCUUCCGCUCCAGUAUCCCCUAGCCUAAGCCCCUCCAGGACUGAGAAGGGACCAUGAGCACAGGCAAGCCCAGCGGAAUCAAGCCCCCCAGUAAGAUAAGCAGGCCAAUUGGGUUACCAACACGCACCUCCCCUUCCUCUGCUGCUUCCAAGCCUGUACCCCCUGAGAAGUCUCCCACCCAGGAUGGAGCAGUGGACUACCGGGUGGGGGAGAAGGUGUGGGUCAACGGCGACAAGCCAGGAUAUGUCCACUUCCUGGGGAAUACACAGUUUGCCCCGGGCCAGUGGGUCGGCAUCGUCCUGGAUGAGGCUAUCGGGAAGAACGACGGGUCGGUGGCAGGUGUCCAGUAUUUCCAGUGUGAGGACGGCAGAGGAAUAUUCACACGGCCCUCCAAGCUGACCAAGACAGCUAUGCCGGAGAGGGAGGCCAAUGGUGGGCAGCCUAACCCUGGCGAGACAGGGGCCAAGUCCUCUAGCUCUGCUGCUGCUGGGGCUGCUACUACCACUGGUAACAGCACCAAGACACCGCUGAGUAGAACCGUGACCGGCAAUGGGUCAAUGUCCAACCUCUCUGAGACCGACUCAGCCAGGAAGACCAGAAGAGAACUAAGACUGGGAGACCGCGUGCUGGUGGGGGGUACUAAGGCAGGGGUGGUGAGGUUCAUGGGAGAGACAGAGUUUGCCAAGGCGGAGUGGUGUGGAGUGGAGCUGGACGAACCUCUUGGGAAGAAUGAUGGAGCCGUGGCUGGAACCAGGUAUUUCCAGUGCCUGCCGCGAUAUGGUCUGUUUGCUCCAGUCCAUAAGGUGACUCGUAUCGGCUUCCCCAGCACCCUGGCUAAAGCCAAGGCUUCCUCUCGGAGACGCUCCACCAUGAAGAGGAGUCCCAGUGCCUCCUCCAUGAGCUCCCUGAGCUCUGUCACCUCCUCUGUUAGUGGGAAACCCAGCCGGGCUGGCCUGUUGACAGAGACCUCGUCACGGUAUGCUCGUAAGAUCUCUGGCAACACAGCGCUACAGGAAGCGCUGAAGGAGAAGCAGCAGCACAUCGAGCAGCUAUUGGCCGAGAGGGACAUGGAACGCGGGGAGGUCGCCAAAGCAACCAGCCAUGCUGGAGAGGUGCAGCAGGAACUGUCUCUGCUCAGGAAGGUUCAGGAGCAGAAUGCUAUGGAGAUGGAAGAUAAGCUGGACCAGCUGCGUAAACUGGUGGAGACAGCAGACAGAGACAAGGUGGAGCUGCUCAGCCAACUGGAGGAGGAGAAGAGGAAAGUGGAAGACCUGCAGUUCACUGUGGAAGAGGCUUGCAUCACUAAAGGUGACCUAGAGACGCAGACCAAACUGGAGCAUGCCCAUAUUAAGGAGCUUGAGCAGAGCCUUCUGUUUGAAAAGACCAAAGCUGACAAACUGCAGAGGGAUUUAGAGGACACUAGGGUGGCAACAGUGUCUGAGCAGUCCAGGAUUAUGGAGCUGGAGAGAGAAGUAGCGGCGCUGCAGUUGAGACUACGCUCCUCCCAGCAGACAGGGGGCGCUGUGUCGCUGUCACCAGAGGCGCUCAGCAACCUUAAGGCACGGGCCCAGUCCCAGGAGAAGAAGAUCAGUGAACUGAAUGUGAAUCUGGACAGCAGGCAGAAACAGCUAUGCUCUGUAGAAGAGGACAAGAGCUCCCUGGAACAGCAGCUAACCAGCCUGAGACAGAAACUGGACGUAGCAGAGGAAAAGAACAAGAGGACGGCACAAACCAUGCAAGAGCUGGAGAAGAGAGGAGAGCAGACGGAAAAAGAGAGGGAGGCACAGAGAGAAGAGAACCAAGGCAAAGAAAAAGAGCUUCAGGAUAGACUGACGCAGGCUGCUGAGUCAUCAGAGAGGACCGCCCACUCACAGGAGCAGCUGAUCAUUGAGAAGACGGCGCUAGAGGCUCAGCUCGAGGCAUUGAAACAGCAGAAUUCCAAAUUCCAGGAGGAACUCAGUCUCUCGCAGGUGCGAGGCAGCUCAGAAAGUCAGCACAUCGGAACUCUGUGCAAGGAAAUUGAGGUACUGAAGCUGGCCAGUCUGACGUCUCAGAACCAGCCAGACAUGAAAGACAGGGAAACUCUGUCCAACCAGGAGACAGAUGAGGACAAGGAGCUGGAGACUCUGAGGGAUGAGAUCGCGGUACUGCGAGGUGAGAACGCCAUGGCCAAGACGCUGCAGUCUGCCGUGGAGACGCUGGAGAGAGACAAGGCCCAGCUACAGGAACGCGUCACCAGCCUGGAGCAGAGGCUAUUGGGACGGCAGGCCUCCGAGGGAGGGGACAGUGGAGUGCCUUCCUCAGGUGACACAGCUCUGGACCAGUUGAGAGAAGAGAAGGAGUUUGCAGAGGGACAGAUUAACUUCCUGAACAGUGUGAUCGUGGACCUACAGAGGAAGAAUGAGGAGUUGAAGGUCAAGCUGAAGAAGAUGGCUCUGGCGGAGUUCAAUGGCAAUGACGGCACUGAUGGUUUGGAGGAGGGUGGAUCUAAGGACAAGAAGGCUCCUCCUCGUCUGUUCUGUGAUAUCUGUGACUGUUUUGACCUGCAUGACACUGAGGACUGUCCAACCCAGGCCCAGAGCCCCGACUCAGUCCCCCACUCUUCCUUCAAGGGCAAGCCUGCCGACCAGCGGCCGUAUUGCGACAUCUGUGAGGCCUUCGGUCACUCCAUAGAGUCCUGCCAGGAAGACCAGACCUUCUAGACACUCAUCUUCUCACCCCAACCAUGCCAGGCCUAGCUUUUAGGACCCUUCACAGACCGCCAACACACACCAGACUACUUUCUCUGGGUUUUUAAUAACAUAGUAUUUAUGUCAUAGUCCACUCACAUAACCCCAAAUCACCCGCUACAAAAGACUCCCCUACUAUUUCUAAUACUUCCUCUCUCUAACUCUCCUCCCUCUAUCUAACUCUCCUAGCUCUCUCUAACUCACCUAGCUCUCUCUAACUCUCCUCUUCUCCCUCUAACUCUCCCUCCAACUCUCCUCCUUCUCUCCAACUCUUCUCCAACUCUCCUCCCUCUCUCUAACUCUCCUCCCUCUCAAACUCUCCUCCCUCUCAAACUCUCCUCCCUCUCAAACUCUCCUCCUUCUCUCCAACAACUCUCCUAGCUCUCUCUAACUCUCCUCUCCUCCCUCUAACUCUCCCUCCAACUCUCCUCCCUCUCUCUCUCUCUCAUCCCUCUCUCUCUAACUCUCCUCCCUCUCAAACUCCUCCUUCUCUCCAACUCUCUUCCUUCUCUCCAACUCUCCAACUCUCCUCCUUCUCUCCAACUCUCCUCCUUCUCUCCAACUCUCCUCCUUCUCUCCAACUCUCCUCCUUCUCUCCAACUCUCCUCCUUCUCUCCAACUCUCCAACUCUCCUCCUUCUCUCCAACUCUCCUCCUUCUCUCCAACUCUCCUAGCUCUCUCCAACUCUCCUCCUUCUCUCCAACUCUCCUAGCUCUCUCCAACUCUCCUCCUUCUCUCCAACUCUCCUCCUUCUCUCCAACUCUCCAACAACUCUCCAACUCUCCUCCUUCUCUCCAACUCUCCAACUCUCCUCCUUCUCUCCAACUCUCCUCCUUCUCUCCAACUCUCCUAGCUCUCUCCAACUCUCCUCCUUCUCUCCAACUCUCCUAGCUCUCUCCAACUCUCCCUCUCUCCAACUCUCCUAGCUCUCUCCAACUCUCCAACUCUCCUAGCUCUCUCUAACUCUCCCUCUCUCUCCAACUCUCCUAGCUCUCUCUAACUCUCCCUCUCUCUCCAACUCUCCAACUCUCCAACUCUCCUAGCUCUCUCUAACUCUCCCUCUCUCUCCAACUCUCCCUCUCUCUCCCUCCCUCUAGCUCUCCUCCCUCUAGCUCUCCUCCCUCUCGAACUAUCCUUCCCUCCCUCGAACUCAUCUCCAUCUCUCUAACUCUCAUCUCUCUAACUCUCAUCUCUCUAACUCUCAUCUCUCUAACUCUCAUCUCUCUAACUCUCAUCUCUCUAACUCUCAUCCCUCUCUAACUCUCAUCCCUCUCUAACUCUCAUCUCUCUAACUCUCAUCUCUCUAACUCUCAUCUCUCUAACUCUCAUCUCUCUAACUCUCAUCCCUCUCUAACUCUCAUCCCUCUCUAACUCUCCUUCCUUGCUUUAACUCUCCUCUUAUCCCUCUCCUCUCUCUAACUCCUUCUCCUACGUCCAGAGAUAUACUGCUGUGGUGCAAGAUCAAUUUUAGGAUUGAAACAAAAUGAAUCAGUUUUCUGUUAUUAGUCAUAAAUGAAUCAGCCUUCUGUGAUUUAUUCCUAAAGUAAUCAGUCUUUUGUUUUUAGUUCAUAAAGGAAGGGGUCUUCUGUUAUUAGUUCAUGAAGGAAUCAGUAUUCUGUUAUUAUUUCAUAAAGGAAUCUAAGUCUUCUGUUAUUAGUUAAUUAUUUUAUGUAUUUGUUCGUUUUCAUAUAGAACAUGGGUUGGUUUUUGACUUCAGUUCCUACGGGAACUAAACUUCCUAUGUGUAACCGGGCAAGAGGGAGGGCAUUUGACACAGACAUACGCAUGGUAAAUGGCCUGGAUGCACCAGACUGGUGCACUGCUAAUAGCACUAUUAAUGUUUCUCUAACACAUUCCUGUCUUUCUCAUGUCACAUUCCCAGUCAGUGUACUGUAUCCAGGCCCAGACAAGGACCCUGGGGAUGUCCACUCCACAAAGGGAACAAGCUAGUACCACAGGACACAUCUACUUGUACUACUAGGUUGUGUUCAGUAGGUACCAAAUGGUAGAGAACGUUUUAGAACUGGAGAUAUUUUGGGAAAUUCUCAACAACAAAAAAAGCUAAUUUUCAGUUUAAAAACGUUUUCUGGUUUCAUGUCCACUCAACAUGAACCUGGUGCUAGUUGCACAAGUUUGUUUACCAUUGUGAAUCUUGUUCUGGAGGCAGCUCUGCAGAGUGGUCACUAGCUGGCACAGCCACAAAGUCAUAAAAUCUGAUUUGAACCCUAACCUUAAUCACACUGCUAACCCUAAUGCCUAAUCCUAACCAUAAAUUAAGACCAAAAAGCAUAUUUUUGUUUUCAUAAAUGUUUACAAUAUAGCUCAUUUUGACUUUGUAGCUGGCCUAUCUAAGGGGAAAUCUCUCCAGUACAAGACUCAUAACAAUUAAUGUCAACAAGAAGCCAGCCACUACUAACUUACUGCACUACUCACUUUAAAGCGCCCUCUUAGACUACAGGUCACACUUAGACUAUUUCUGUUUUAGAAUGGCAGUUUCUAACUUAUUGAUUUGAUAAUAAAUGUCAAGACAGAAUGGUACCUAGUAGUUACUUCACGUUUUAUGUAAUGCCUAUGUUUUUAAUGUAUUGUCUUUUAAAAACUAUCUGUAUAGAUAUACAUGUAUUAGAGCUAUGUAUUGAAGCACACAGUUUGGAUCAUAUUGAAUCUCCCAGUGUAUCAAAGAUAUGUAUGCUAGAUCUAUGUGACUAACCAAUGACACCUGAAUUUGUAAAUACCCAUCAGAUGUUUUCUGAAAGAACAAAAUGUGCACAAGGUGCCAUGGAAACAAAAGGAUAUUUAAUGCGUAUUUUCUUCUUCUGCUUUGUCUUGAUAGGAAACGGACCUGUAUGUUGUUGUAUGAUAAUGCCGUAUCGACUCCAGGGAACAAACUUAACACACUUGUAAAGAUGUUAUUAACUCUAUAAGCACAUUGUUGACUAUUUCUACUUUACUAAGUGACGUGUCUGAUUAGUGCACUGUUUUCUAUGUUACACUUAACAUCAUCUAUAAAGGGUUUGUAAAUAGUUAAACUUAUAAACCCUUUACAGAUGAGGACCCUUAAAAUGCUACUGUUUUUCUAUGUUCUGUAUACACUUAAUGAUUCAAUACAACAAAUACUAUAAAAACAAAUACUCCA
Oncorhynchus keta (chum salmon) is the source of this 6160-nucleotide messenger RNA. Its product is annotated as CAP-Gly domain-containing linker protein 1. Lineage: Eukaryota; Metazoa; Chordata; Actinopteri; Salmoniformes; Salmonidae. Gene Ontology annotation, molecular function: microtubule plus-end binding. The coding region runs from base 349 to 2997 and encodes 882 amino acids. The record is from RefSeq and is a predicted model, not a curated record. Gene Ontology annotation, cellular component: cytoplasm; microtubule plus-end; nucleus. Gene Ontology annotation, biological process: positive regulation of microtubule polymerization; cytoplasmic microtubule organization. The transcript has 20 exons.